This is a messenger RNA of Sparassis crispa, 1638 nucleotides long. Its product is annotated as Cytochrome b2, mitochondrial. Gene Ontology annotation, molecular function: L-lactate dehydrogenase (cytochrome) activity. The record is from RefSeq and is a predicted model, not a curated record. Bases 1 to 1638 code for a protein of 545 amino acids. Gene Ontology annotation, biological process: lactate metabolic process. The transcript has 13 exons. Lineage: Eukaryota; Fungi; Basidiomycota; Agaricomycetes; Polyporales; Sparassidaceae.
AUGUCGUUCAUACGUGUCGCACGGUUUAUGCGGUGGGGUGCGGGCAGGCGGGCAUUUUCGCGGAGUGCACUUAACGGCCAAGCAUCUCGCACGCGACUCGUUACAGGUAUAAUUUCUGCAGGAAUUGUACUGGGAGUAUAUACUGGCCAUUCACUCUCGCACCCGCUAAACCUUGACUCUGCGAGCUCGGACAAGAAGUCAGCUGCGCACGGGGACUCUGCUCCGAAGUACAUUUCCUACCAGGAGGUUCAGAAGCAUAACACACCAGGAAGUUGUUGGGUCAUCAUCGAGGGCCAGGUCUACGAUGCCACUUCGGUGCUUAAAUGGCAUCCAGCAGGUCCGACAGUAAUUUUGAAGAACUCAGGAAGGGAUGCGACGAAGGCGUUUCUUCCUGUCCACCCGCCGGACACGCUCUCGCAUCUUCCGCCUGAAGCACAUCUUGGACCCGUCGACCCUGCGACUGUGCCGGUAGAUCACAAACAGCCUACAGAAGAGGAAAUCCGGAUAGCGAAAGUGAAGGAGUUGCUUCCUCCUCCUUCGGCUGCAUUGAACUUGAACGACAUAGAGAAAUUCGCCCACCAGGUGCUCACCAAAACAGCAUGGGCGUAUUACAGAUCGACUGCAGACGAUGAUAGCUCGUACGCAGAGAACAUCGCGUCCUUCAAGCGCUUCUGGUUCCGCCCACGCGUCCUGACAAAGUCUUUCCAUGUGUCAACUGCGACAUCUAUGCUGAGUUUUCCUGCGUCACUGCCGAUAUUCAUUGCCCCCGCUGCCCUUGCGCGCCUGGGUCAUCCGGACGGUGAGAUGAACCUCGUGCGAGCCGCAGGCAAAGAGGGCAUCCUUCUAGGUAUCUCCAACAACGCGAGUUGCUCGACGGACGAGUGUAUGUCCGCCGCCUUACCUGGCCAAAAUCUCAUUUUCCAGGUGUACUUGAACAAGGACCGCUCGGCCUCUGAGGCGCUCAUUAAGCGCGUAGAGAAACAAGGCUUCAAGGCAGUCAUGUUUACAGUAGAUGCGUCCGUUCCUGGCAAGCGCGAGCUCGACCAGCGCGCGAAGGAGGAUUUCACGGACAUGCCUGCAGCGUACGGAAAGUCGGAAACGGGCCUGACCGGCGGACUCGGAGUAGCCCAUGCUAUAUCUGGUUACCAGGAUCCCGAACUUUCCUGGGAGGACAUUCCUUGGAUCCGAAGUCUCACGAAGCUGCCUGUCAUUGUCAAGGGCAUCCAGUGUGUGGAGGACGCAGAGAAGGCAUUCGCGUACGGAGCGCAAGCGAUCAUUCUCUCCAACCAUGGUGGGCGCGAAUUGGACUACGCCCCGGCACCUAUGACGAUCCUGUACGAGAUGCACCAGCAACGACCGGAUCUUCUCCGCGAGCACGAAGUGUACAUUGAUGGGGGCGUGACGCGCGGGACGGACGUGCUGAAGGCGCUCUGCCUUGGCGCGCGGGGCGUUGGUCUCGGACGCGCGUUCUUGUACGCCAACGGCGUGUGGGGCGAGACGGGCUGUCGGCGGGUUAUCCAGAUCAUGCGUGAGGAAAUAGAGACGGGCAUGCGACUGCUGGGUGUGACGAGGAUCGAUCUGUUAACGCCGAAGCUGGUACGAUAUGUCGAUCGGGACCUGCCCCGCCCGCGGCUGUAA